UUCUGUAGAUGUAGAUGCACUGGUUCUUCACGUUCUGCAGAUGUAGAUGCCGCUGGUUCUUCACGUUCUGCACAUGUAGACACUCAUUCACCUCGGUGCUCGUAUUUUCCUCUCUAAUCUCUUGAACAACAACUUACCGGGAGGUGUCUGCCCUCUGUUGUUUGCCUCUUCACGAAUGAACUCGUGGCAGGCGGCAGCAGUCGCGAGCGGCUGAUGACAACCUCUCGGUUAAAGCCUCCCGGCGUUUGGCGGUGCCGAGACUGAAGAACGUCCGUAGGUCGAGGAGCGGGCCCUGCGUGUCAGUUCGUAUCUCGGAAGAGUUUUCAUCCGCAACCCUCCAUUGGCCAUGCCCGGCCCGCGUCUCCACAAGGAUGGCGACUUCCCGGCUGCUCCCUCCUCGCUGUUCCGGCGCCGUCACGCCGGAGGCGGAGGAGGAGGAGGAGGAGGCGCCGGAGCCGAGUUCCGCCGGCGUCUGCGUGCCGUCGAGUGGAGGCGCCCGCACGAGCUGUGCGAUGCCCCCACGCUGCUGCCCCCGACGGAGGAGGGCCCGGCUGAGGCCUGGGCCGGGCUGUGGGCCCAGGCCCGGCCCGUACAGGGCGUGCUGGGGGACUGCUGGCUGCUGAGCGCCAGCGUGGCGCUGCUGAGGAACCCUCACCUCCUGGAGAUGGUGUUCCCUCCGGGCCAGGUGUUGUGUCCCGGUGAGGCCUACACAGGCCGCCUGUGUGUACGGUUGUGGCAACCACACAGAGACAGCACAGACGGCGGGUGGGUGGAGGUGGAGGUUGAUGACCGACUCCCCGUGCUGCCGCUGUCGCCGCCCGUCCUCUGCUUCGCCCGCUGCCCAAAUCCACGUCUCUUCUGGCUGCCACUCCUUGAGAAGGCCUUCGCCAAGCUCUACGGCUGCUACGAAGCCCUGGGCUCGGGUCAGGUGACCGACGCCAUUGUGAGCCUCACGGGGGGCGUGGCAGAGAAGUGGUACACACGGCGUUACCACAACCACCACCACCACAACCACCACCACCACAACCACCACAACCAGCAGCAGCAGCUGCCAGACCAUCACCACCAUUGUGGUGAUGGCAUCACCACGGCCGGAGCCGGUGAGCGCCACCACCAUCGCGAUGGCGGUGGUGGCGGUGAUGGGGAUGGCGGCCGCGACGGUGAUGGCGUCGAUGGCGAUGGUGGUGACGGAGGCCGAGCGGUGAGGCGCUCCCUGCCCUGCGAUUGGUUCGAGAGGCUGGGACGGCUGGCGGAGGGAGGAUGGGUGACGUGCUGCGUCCAUCAUGGCUCAAGCACAGAUGCUCUGGGAGGGUUCCACGCCUUCCCUCUGCUGGGGACGUCGGUGACGCGAGGGGAUAAAUCUCUGCUGCUGUGGAACACGUGGGGGAGACACGGGCUCGGUGCACCGGGCGGCGGCGUGGAGCCCGGCGUGGAGCCGGGCGAGCUGCGUGUCGGGGAGGCGGACUUCCCCGACCUCUUCGACGAGGUCACGCUGGGGUAUCCCAUCAUGCCGUGCGGCGGCGGCGGCGGUGGUGGUGGCAGCCUGGUUGACAUCCUCACCGGCUCACUGCUGCCCCACGUGGCCAGCUGCAAGGGACGCUGGGUAAGGGGCGUGUCCGCGGGGGGCAGCCGCAACGGGCCCGGGUACGCUCGGAACCCGGCCUACCUCGUCAGGCUCGCUCCGCCGGGGGGGCCGCUCCUCGUCGCGCUGUCCCAGCUGCUGCCGCGCCGCCGCCGACGCGACGAGGAGGAGGUGGAGGAGGAGGAGGAGGAGGAGGAUGAGGAGGAGGAGGAGGAGGAGGAUGAGGAGGUGGAGGAGGAUGAGGAGGUGGCGAUGGAAGCUAUUGGGGUGCACGUGUGGAGGGACACUGCCCGCGAGGCUCAGGCUGUGAGCGAGCCACCGGUGCUGGGCACGCUGCACCACGAGUUCGCUCGGCACGUCCACACCGCCGGUGCCGCCGGUGCCGCCGGUGCCGCCGGUGCCGCCGGUGGACGGUUCCUGCUCAGGGCGUUCGCCAGCGCCAGGGUCACCGUGAGGUGA
Messenger RNA from Petromyzon marinus (sea lamprey), 2041 nucleotides. NCBI's taxonomy places the organism in Eukaryota, Metazoa, Chordata, Hyperoartia, Petromyzontiformes, Petromyzontidae. The record is from RefSeq and is a predicted model, not a curated record.